UACGUCAUUGAAAUUGAAAAUGCUAUGAUUUCAACGGUUUCUUGAGUUUGAAAUGGAGGUAAUUUUAACAAAAGUGUAAGCGAGUCCUAUUUGUAUUAUGUUUUUUGUAUGUUGAUCUUGUAAAUAUUUAUAACUAACUUUAAAAAUGGAACCGACUGAAGAUACAAUAAACGCAAGAGUUGCGCGUUUGAAUUCCGAAAUUAUUGGAAAAAAGUUAAAGACUGAUACGAAUAGUAUAAUAACCCGCGAAGGGCUCCUUGAUUCUUUACAAGCCUUAUAUGACGAAUGUUCAAUCGAAAAUGUCCAGAAAGCCGAUAAAAACAUCGAGUUCUUUGUGCGAACCUACAGAAAAACUAUGGAAAGUCUCAAGUUGACCCGAAUCAACAUUACAGACUUUGAAAUAAAGAACUGUAUAGGAAGGGGACACUUUGGGGAUGUUCACGUCGUUGUCGAAAAACACACCAAGGACAUUUAUGCCAUGAAGAGCAUACGAAAAUGCGACAGUCUAGAUCAAAACAAAACUUCAUUUAUCGAAGAACGAAACAUAAUGGCUUUCACACAGAGUCCAUGGUUGACUUCUUUGCAAUAUGCAUUCCAAGACAAGACUCAUUUAUUCUUCGUCAUGGAAUUUCAUCCCGGUGGCGACUUAUUAGGGCUGUUGUUGAAGCAAGGGGGAACUAUACCUGAGAGCGCUGCCACCUUUUACUUGGCUGAAAUUCUUAUGGGACUUAGAGACCUACACAAGAUGGGUUAUGUCCAUCGUGAUAUAAAACCAGACAAUAUUCUCUUGGACCGAUGCGGACAUGUGAAAUUGGCUGAUUUUGGAAGUGCUGCAAAGCUUAACUCCUCGGGGUUUGUGACUGAAGGACCUCCGGUUGGAACACCUGACUAUGUGGCUCCAGAGAUUCUAGAAGCAAUGGAGAAUAGAACGGGAAAAAAUGUUAAAUAUGGGGUGUCAUGCGAUUUUUGGUCUUUGGGGGUCCUUGCCUAUGAACUAACAAUGGGGUUUUCGCCUUUCACUGGUCAAAGUAACUCAACAGUUUACAUGAAAAUUAUGGAUCAUAAGAGUAAUUUGAAGUUUCCACCAGAUACUCUUCUAUCUGAGGCUUAUGUUUCACUUAUUAAAAGCUUAGUGACAGACCAAAAAGAGAGAUUACCCAUGGAAAAAAUAUUCCAACAUCCACUGUUCAAAAAAACCCUUUUUGAUUCCCUGAGGGAUCAAGUACCCCCCUUUGUGCCGAAAAUAAGCUCGUUCGACGACACCAGUAACUUCGCCGACGUCCCUCCUCGUAAAAAGAUCCCGUCCAUCGAGAAUUUCAAGAAGAGGACUCACUUCUCCGGUAGAAACUUGCCAUUUGUCGGUUUCACCUUCACCCCCAUCAUAGAUUCCUUCGAGAACAGUUUCGACCUGCGGAAGGUCAAGGACGAGAUGGUGGAGAACCUCAAGACCGAGGUGGAGAAACUGAGGAAGAAACUGGCCAAGAACGAGAACAACAGCGUCGAGAAAGAAAACUUGGAGAAGAAACUGGACGAGAAGUCUAGGAAGUUAGAGAGCGUUGAAGUCCUGCGGAAUCAGCUGGAAAAGGACGUGGCCAACAACUUGGCCGAAUGCGCAGCACUGAGAAGAACUUUAGAGUUGGAAAGGAAAGACAGGGUAGAACUGGAAAAAAAGGCUAUGGAUCUCAUCAAAUCGGCCAAAUUGAAAUGGGAGACUGAAGAGAAACGUAAACUGAACGCUCUAGAUCUCAUAAUCGACGAACAAAAAGAGAAAAUCUCUCAACUUUGCGAAACGAAUAAGAUCCUCGAAGAACAGCUCCAACACGCCCAGAUAAUGGAGGAGAAGCACAGGAUCUCCAUGGAGGCGUCCGAAAAAUUGACCAGGAAGAGCGUGGUCGGUCUGCAAUGCAGGCUCGAGACUGUAACUUCGGAAACGCAGAACAAGAUCUCAGACCUAGAGGGAAGGCUCAACGAGCAAUUCUACCAGAAGAAUGCCCUGGAGAGACAGAUCUCAGAUCUGAAAGACAGGGAGAGUAAUCUCACUGCCAAAGUUAAGAAUUACGAGGAGAAUCAGAAAGCGUUGAACGAACAGAUCAACAUUGCCGAGAGUCUCAUUAGGGAGCUGGAGGAUAAGGUUACAACUUACGAAAAGCAACAAGAAAUGUUGGACAUUUACACCGUCGAAAACCAGAAUUUGAGGGAGAAGAUGAACAACGAUAAGAAAAUGAUCAAAGAUUUAGAAAACAGCUGCAUACUGCUAGAAUUGGAAAAUAAAAAAUUGGAAUGUUUGAAGCCGCAAGUGGACGAAUUGAACAGGAAAAUGAGGGAAAUGGAGACGGAACUGAAGAGAAUCGGAGAAUUGGAAGUUCAAUUACAAAAGGAGAAAGAAAAGACGAAAUCUUUGAACAAACAGAUUCAGGAAACGGAAAGCAAUCUCUCGGAAGCCCAGGAAUUGAAAGAAAUCAGGACCAAAUACUGGAAGAUGGAGAAAGAGGUGAACAAUCUGAGAAUCGACAAGAGGAUCCUGGAGAGGGAACUUAAAGAAUCCGAGACUCUGGCGAAAGAACUCGCCAAAGAGAUCGAGACCAUGAAGGAACAAAGGGAGAAGAGCAAGAAGAUGUACGAAGAAGCAAUGUUAGAAAUGAACUCGAUAAACGAUUCCAUAUCCACCGAACUCACCAAGACCAAAGAGAAUUAUAAAAUCCUUCAGGUCGAGCUCAAAGCCCAGAAAAAAGUCAACGAAGAAACCAGAGAUAUCGUUGCUGAACUCAAAGCCAUAAGCAACUCCAAAGACGAUAAAGUUAAACAGAUGAGCGGGGAACUGGAGAAGGCUCAGAAGAACUUGUUGAAGGUUACGAUGGACAAAGAAAACGUGGAGAAGAAACUCGAAGAUUUAAAAAAGACUAAGAUGGAGUUGGAAAAAGACGUUGAAACUUUGAAAGAAGAAAACAAAGUCCUAGACGCUAGUUUAACGAAAAUGCAACAAGUCAUGUUGUAUCUGGACGAAACCCAAGAGAAUCUGGUCGCAAAGGUCAAAUCGCUGGAAGAGAACGAGAGGAUAAUGAAGACCAACACCGAGAAACUGGUGGCGGAUCUGUGCGAGGCCAAGAAGGAGGUUCAGGAGGCGAAACGACUGACCAACGAGGAGAAAUCCUUCAAGCUGUUGGCGGAGAACAAGCUGCAGAGGCUGAAGGAGGAGAUGGAGAUGCUGCAGGCCGACAGGGACUCCCACAAGCUCCAAACCGACGAGUACAAGAAGUACUCGAACGAGCUGUCGCAAGAGCUGACGUCUGCAGAGGAGAAGUUGACUGACGCCAGGAUCAAGGUGAAGACGUUGGAGAGGGAAAACCAGGAUCUGAGGCUGGAGAGCGUGCAGCUCAAGGAGGAGCUGUCCGAUUACCUGACGCAACUUCACAAGUGCAGGGAGAGCAAGCUCAAGAUCAAACAUAGAGUCAACGAAUUGGAGGGACAGGUCGAGUACAUGGGACAGCAGCUCAGCGAGCUGGACAUGAAGUUAAAGGAGAGAACGGCCACUCUGAACGCCAGCGAGACCAAGAGCAAAGAGACGAUCAAGCAACAGCAGAAGCUGAUCGAUCUGCUUCACGUCAGGAUCGAGGAGCAGCCGAAGAAGAGGAACUUUUUCCUGUUCGGAGGAUCGAAGAAGGAGAACACUCCCCCCAUUUCGUUCCCGUUGAACUAUAAGGACCUGGAACUGGAACUGCAGAAGGAGAAGGCGUCCAACAAGGCGUUGCAGGAGGAGGUCUUCCGUCUGAAGGCCGAGACCUCGCAGAAGGUGAACGAGAACUGCGCCAGGCAGAUCGCCAGCGUGAGCAGGCAGAGGUCGGACGCGGUGUCCCCGAAGAGCAAGAUCGCCAUGCAGAAGCUGGUACAGUCGCCGUCCGCCCAGGUCAAGGACUCGCAGAGUCAGAGGUCGGCUCAGAGGAUGCACCAUCGUAUACCUCACCGGUUUUCCUCGAGGCUCUGUCACAAACUGGUAAAGUGCGCGUUCUGCCAGAAGAACAUAACUUUGGGCAGCCACUGGUCGUACUGCAAAGAGUGCAACAUCAUCGUGCAUCCUCACUGUUCGUCUUCGGUGGCCAACACUUGCGGCCUUCCCUCGGAAUUCGUGCACCAUUACAAGGCCCAACUGAACGCCCCCUUGGUCGUGGGGCAGGAGCAGAAGGAGGCGGUCGAUCUGUCCGGUUACCUCAUGGUACCAGGGAAGAACAACGCUUGGGAGAAACGGUACUGCGUCCUGAAGGAGGACAGGUUCGAGAUGUACCCGGAAGAGCCCAGGGACGGCGCCGUCAAGCUGAUCGAAUCGGUUGAUCUGAAGUCGGAGAAUGUCUGCGGGAAGAUCGACUUGGAGCCCCAGCCGUCGGAGAUCGACAUCGCGGUGGCCAAGAGCGACGUGCCGUUCUUGAUGAGGGUGGAGAUCGCGCCCAACACCACCUGCUGGCCGCCCAGAUAUCUGACUUUCCUCGUGUCGUCGCAUCAGGAGAAGGAAAAGUGGUACCUCGGUUUCCAGAGGGUGUUUAUGGCAGGCAACGAGAAGCUCUACACCAAGACCGUCAUAUCCGUGUGGGACGAGAAGGUGGUGGUGAACUGCGUGGUCGACCUGACCGAGGGCAUCAAGCUGCUCGGUACCCAGACCGGGCUGCAGGCCUUCUACAACAACACCCUGAUACAGAUCAGGGGCUUCAAGGAGGUCCAUUACAUCGCCAAGCUGGAGGAGACCAAGUCCGUCAUAAUGAUCGUGAAUCCGGCCAACGUGGUGGCCGUGUGCGACCUCGUCCACGUGAUCAACGUGGUGCAGUGCACCGCCGGUUACGCCCUGCCGACCGUCAAGUACGAUCAGGUCAGGAUCAAGGAUCUGGAGGGGUUCCAUUUCCUGGAGGCCAGCAGGAAGAGGCAGCACAAGAUGUUCUGCGUGGCCAACCCCAAGGUGUUGGCCAUCGUGGGGUACGUGGAGAACGAGAGGGAGUUCGUGCCUCUGAGACUGUUGGAUACCGCUGAACCCACCAACACGGUGCUGUUCACCGAUCAUAGUAUAAUAGUUGGCGCGGAUAAGUUCUUCGAGAUAGACAUCAAUACCUUCAACGCUGAAGAAUUCCUGGAUACCUCCAACCCCAAGAUGAAGCAGGUGUUGAAGUGUUACGAGCUGGAAUCUUACCCGAUUUCCAUAGUGGAAGUGUCGGAAAAUCCCAGGGAGUACCUGGUGGCGUUCAACGAGUUCUUCAUAUUCGUGGACGAGUUCGGAAGUCCGUCCCGGAGGAAGGAAUGGACGACCAGCCAUCUACCCCUCGCGAUAACCUACGUUAAACCCUUCCUGUACAUCAUUGGAUUCGCGGCAGUGGAGAUCCACGAGAUCAAAAAGACGACUUGCGACGAAGAAGAGGAUAGUGUGAAGCAGUACACGAGGCUCUGUUUGGACAAGUUCCAAUUCGUGGGCACGACCAAGACCGGGGUCUACCUCUGGCACGAUAAGUGUAUAAAAUUGCUGGAGGGCAGGAGGUUCCAGAGCAUCUCGGACUCUUCGAUCGAAGACACGGUUUCGACGGUUGAGGACAGUUCCGAUAGGUUUAGUUUUAGCAGUUCCAUCGUGAGGACUCUGGACGAGGCGCAGACCGAAGAUGAGGAUUCGGAUAGGAACAGGGGUAAAGUUGUGACUUUCGCUCAGACUAGCUUGUGAGUUGUGAUUUAGGAAGAAGUUUUUUGUUUAUAUUUCGAGUCUUUCAUUAUCUUCUUGCCUUCUGAAUUUGUUUUUGUUGAAUGGCGUUCUUCUUGUUUGUAAUUGUACUUAUGUGAAUGUGAUAAUUAUUUAAGAAUAAAAGUCAUGUGUAUUUUUAA
Coccinella septempunctata (seven-spotted ladybird) is the source of this 5847-nucleotide messenger RNA. Its product is annotated as citron Rho-interacting kinase-like. NCBI's taxonomy places the organism in Eukaryota, Metazoa, Arthropoda, Insecta, Coleoptera, Coccinellidae. The coding region runs from base 146 to 5689 and encodes 1847 amino acids. Gene Ontology annotation, molecular function: protein serine/threonine kinase activity; ATP binding. The transcript is spliced from 12 exons. The record is from RefSeq and is a predicted model, not a curated record. Gene Ontology annotation, biological process: peptidyl-threonine phosphorylation; actomyosin structure organization. Gene Ontology annotation, cellular component: actin cytoskeleton; cytoplasm.